Messenger RNA from Ailuropoda melanoleuca (giant panda), 715 nucleotides. Its product is annotated as 3-hydroxybutyrate dehydrogenase type 2-like. Lineage: Eukaryota; Metazoa; Chordata; Mammalia; Carnivora; Ursidae. Gene Ontology annotation, biological process: siderophore biosynthetic process. The transcript is spliced from 4 exons. Bases 234 to 491 code for a protein of 85 amino acids. Gene Ontology annotation, molecular function: 3-hydroxybutyrate dehydrogenase activity. Gene Ontology annotation, cellular component: cytoplasm. The record is from RefSeq and is a predicted model, not a curated record.
CCCCACGCUAGAUCUCUCGUGGUUAGUGUUUUCAUCUCUUCUUCUGGCCUCUCGUUUCUUCUUGCAAUUUAGUCCAGAAAUAAGGGAUGGUACCCAUGACCAACAAGUAAAUAAAAGAAUUGGCAUAAAAGUAAAGGGCACAAAUAGAAACAAUCUCUUAUCCCACUGCCCCUGCCCUUCCCCCUCAGACAGAAUUCCCAGUGAUUCCACCUCUGGGGAGAGGAACGGCUGGAAUGGACCCACUUGCAGGUAUUCAAAUUCGGUCCCUUGAUGUCACAGAGAAGAAACAAAUUGACCAGUUUGCCAGUGAAAUUGAGAGACUUGAUGUUCUCUUCAAUGUCACUGGUUUUGUCCAUCACGGAACCAUCCUGGACUGUGAGGAGAAAGACUGGGACUUCUCGAUGAAUCUCAACGUCCGCAGCAUGUACUGGAUGAUCAAGGCCUUUCUUCCUAAAGUCUCCAUUCUAGGUGCAGAAGACACAGAACACUAAACAAAGUCCCUUCUAUAAGAGAGAUCCCAUUUUUGAGAAGUGAGACAAGAUAAUGGGUAAUGAGACAUAUAACUUGGGGAGUGAUUAGAAGUACUAUGAAGACAAAGAAACUGGGAUAUCAGGGGCGCCUGGGUGGCACAGCGGUUGAGCGUCUGCCUUCGGCUCAGGGCGUGAUCCCGGCGUUAUGGGAUCGAGCCCCACAUCAGGCUCCUCUGCUNCUGACU